UAACAAAAUUUUUUACAAAAAAAUUUUUGUGAUAGAUUCGAAUUUCGAAUUGAUAAAAUGACAGAAGUACAAGUUAUGAAUUAAGAACGAGGUUUUUCAACUAGAUAUUUUUCUCAUAUUGUAUCUUGAAAGAUAUCAAAUAUGAAUAAAAUAUUACCGGCCUUCUUACGAGAAGGUAGAACACUUAUAGCUGAGACCAGUUCAUUGCUUUGUGUUUCAUCGAAAAUAUCAAACUGCGCCCUAAUACAAAUCAGAGGAGUGUAUAAACCUCGUCCAUUGCGUAUCAAAUAUCCGUUCUGGUAUCUUCAAAAAGAGAGAGCUAAUUAUCAAGAAAAUAUUUCUCGAACUAAUCGAGAAUUCAUUCAAGAAAUCGUGCAUGAUGACUUCGGCGAACCAGAUGUGAUCGGUGGCGUUCAAACAUACAAUGUGAAAACUCCUCUUCAAAGUGAACCUUUUGAGCGCGGCCAAUGGAACAUUAAAAGUCAAAGAACCGGAUUAAUUGGCCGGAAAAUCGGCGUUUAUCCUUUAUGGACGAAAGAUGGCAAAAAAGUAGCGUCGACGUUAAUUCAAUUCGUAGAUAAUCAUGUGAUCAAGUACAUACCACCUGAAGAUUUUGAUCCUCCUAGAAAGCCAUACGAUUGUAUUGGACAUAAGAAAAAUCUCGGAUGUCUUUUAGUUGGUGCCGAGAGCACGGAUCCUCAAAAAUUUACAAAAGAAUACUGUGGUUUGUUUUUUAAACAAGGUUUAAUGCCGAAAAAAGUCUUAGGAAGGUUUCUAAUCACGCCGGAAGCCAAAAUUCAACCCGGAACACCGUUAUUUGCUGCUCAUUUCAAAGUUGGUGAUUAUGUAGAUGUUAGAGGACUGACCAUCCAACGAGGUUUUCAAGGAGUAAUGAAACGUUGGGGAUUUCAUGGACAACCUGCAACUCAUGGUCAGACUAAAACCCAUCGUCGUCCUGGCACGAUAGGACAGGGUCGAGAUAAAAGAGUAAAACCGGGUAAAAAGUUACCUGGUCAUAUGGGUUACAGAUUCAGAGUACAGAGAGGUCUUCAGAUUUUACGGAUGGACACGGAAUAUAACGUGAUCUGGGUGAAGGGACAAGCUAUCGCCGGAGAUACAAAUUCCAUUGUUUAUGUAUAUGACACGAAUGUCACACACAAACUUCUUAAUCAUAAAAAUCAACCCAUUUUCCCCACUUUUUAUCCGGAAGACUUGAAAGAACCGUUACCUAAAGAUAUCGUUUUACCGGAGAUAUUUGAUUUCUCGAAACCUACGAUAACUUAUGAAAUACCUCCCGAUCCGAAAAAGAAGAGAAAAUAAAUUUAAGCUAGAUUAAUCUGAACGUCCAUUGAAUGUGUUGAUAAAUUUUGAGCUAAGCGACUUGUACGUUUCUUCCUAUGUUGAAAAAAAUUAGGUUUAGUUUGUGAAAAUUUUGUAAAUAUAAAAAAAUAAAGUUGAGAUUUUAAGAAAA
This is a messenger RNA of Planococcus citri (citrus mealybug), 1471 nucleotides long. RefSeq names its product mitochondrial ribosomal protein L3 (gene mRpL3). The transcript has 8 exons. The coding region runs from base 142 to 1320 and encodes 392 amino acids. The record is from RefSeq and is a predicted model, not a curated record. Gene Ontology annotation, molecular function: structural constituent of ribosome. Gene Ontology annotation, cellular component: ribosome; mitochondrial large ribosomal subunit. Lineage: Eukaryota; Metazoa; Arthropoda; Insecta; Hemiptera; Pseudococcidae. Gene Ontology annotation, biological process: translation.